ACUCCAGUCCUCCUACUACCUAUCAUCCUUUGGAAUUCUUCAUCUCCUACCUCCAUCUGGCUGCUCCAUGAAAAACAAAACACUCACUACAGCUAGCUAGCAGCUGCCUUCUUGUAUUCAUAAACCCUCACUCCUCCUCCUCACCCAUCUCCCCCUCCAUCAUUCUGGUUGCAUUUCGACCAUCGGUCGAGAUGGAGAUGCAGGCGAAGGCGGCUGGGGGUGGGAAGAGGAGCAGGACGAGCGGCGGCACGACGGCGGCGAGGGUAGUGGAGAGGAAAGAGGCAGAGAGGGAGAGGAGGCAGCACAUGAAGGCGCUCUGCGCCAAGCUCACCUCCCUCAUCCCAAAAGAAUACUUCUCCAACCCUGAUACGAUGACCCAGCUAGGCAGCCUGGAUGAGGCUGCGUCAUACAUCAAGAAGCUCAAAGAGAGGGUGGACGAGCUGCAACAUAGGAGGAACUCUGCACAAGCAAUGGCUGCCGCAAGAGGGGCUAGUGGUGCCUCAACGCCCACCACCACCCCUACCACGAGUGGUGGGGCGGGGUCACCAGAAGGAGAGAAACAUUGGGAGGCAUCGGCACCGGUGGUGGAGGUGCGUCAACACGAUGAUACGAGCAUGGAUGUGGUGCUGGUAUGCAGCACAGAGAGGCCGAUCAUGCUCCACCAGGUGAUCACCAUCCUCGAGGAAGAAGGCGCCGAGGUCGUCAAUGCCAAUCACUCCGUUGCUGGCCACAAAAUCUUCUACACCAUACACUCCCGGGCUUUCAGCUCGAGAAUUGGCAUAGAUGUUUCAAGUGUUUCUGAACGACUGAGAGCAUCGAUGCCCAAAAAUAUCACCAACUUGCUCGAAUGUAAUUUACUUUCUACUGGGACAUAUGUACAAUGCUUUGCUUCACUGGCUGAAGGGCAGUAUUUGGCAAAUGGCAAUAUAGGUGGUGGCCUCCACACUCCCUACACCAGCUGCCAACGAGAAGAUGGAAGUAACGAGAAGAUGAUGAUCAAUUGUGCGUGUUGUACGUACACAUGUGUUGCGGCCAUGCAUGGGGUGCACUGCGUCAACCUGCUCUCUGUGGUAGCAUGCAUGCGUGCCCUCUGCUUCUCUGAUCGAUGGGUCAAGUGA
This is a messenger RNA of Triticum aestivum (bread wheat), 1118 nucleotides long. Its product is annotated as transcription factor bHLH162. The record is from RefSeq and is a predicted model, not a curated record. The coding region runs from base 192 to 1118 and encodes 308 amino acids. The transcript is spliced from 5 exons. Gene Ontology annotation, biological process: regulation of transcription by RNA polymerase II. Gene Ontology annotation, molecular function: RNA polymerase II transcription regulatory region sequence-specific DNA binding; protein dimerization activity; DNA-binding transcription factor activity, RNA polymerase II-specific. Gene Ontology annotation, cellular component: RNA polymerase II transcription regulator complex. Lineage: Eukaryota; Viridiplantae; Streptophyta; Magnoliopsida; Poales; Poaceae.